Messenger RNA from Beauveria bassiana ARSEF 2860, 1542 nucleotides. RefSeq lists its product as uncharacterized. Bases 1 to 1542 code for a protein of 513 amino acids. Lineage: Eukaryota; Fungi; Ascomycota; Sordariomycetes; Hypocreales; Cordycipitaceae. The transcript has 3 exons. The record is from RefSeq and is a predicted model, not a curated record.
AUGGACAAAAUCACCGACGCUUUCGCGCAAAAGCUGAGCACGAGCCGACCAAGCCGGACAGAACCACACAUGAUCAACGAGGGCAAUAAGCAAUCAACUCGAGAUCAGCCUACAAGUGUCGAGUCGGGGUCCAGGUCGUCUGGCUUACAGCCCAAGCCCUACGAAACUAUCAACAUCUUGUCUCCCAACUUUUCAGAGCUUAUGCCUCAUACGAACUACGAAUCUCUAGCGAUAAGACGACAAAAAGCGGUACCAGACCAGAUUGACGUGUCAAUUCAGCAUCGAAGCGCCACAAAACCACAAAGACGACAGAUGGAACAGGUUGACGUAGCCGUCUCACCGUUGAGUGUAAACCUUUCUAUCAAGAAGAACACUAACGAUAGACCACCCUCGUCUUCUUAUUCCUCUCAUGGCAUGGAGCUACAGUCUCCCAGGCCGUUAAACAUACCAAAGCAGAGAAGAAGUCAGCAGCGACACGGCAACGAUGGAAUGAUAGACAUCUUUAACGAAUGGACGCAGAUCUAUAGGUCUGGCGUAUCACCACUUUCUCCUGAGCCAGUCAGGCCACGUGUCAUUAAGACUUAUCAUCCGAGAAGGUCCAAGAGUCUAGCAAACGGCAUAAGGAGACAGCAGAGUCCCGUGGUAAUGUCACGAGACCCUGAAUUAGGGCGACAGACAUAUUACCCCCCCGACAUGGUCUCCGAGAGUCCAAUGUUUUCGCCCUUGUCACUUUAUUUCCGAGGGCAAGACUUUCCCACUGUAAAACAAGGCGGAAAGACGCUGAUUGGCAAUAAUGGUUGGCUUGAGAAAACUGGACAAGAUGGCUUUGGGCUAGAGGGAGCCAGCAAGUCAGCUCAGAAGAAAAUCGGAAUCUUUGACAGCAUCAAAAAAAUUGCCAAAGACAUGACUGAACUCCAUCAUCCACAUCGUCGACUUCCACAUGCCAAGGCCUCUGGUGCACAGCUUCUUAUAUCUCUUAAUCCAAGAGAGCAGAGCCUGCUCUAUUGCGAGUUAGAGUAUCACCUCACUUGUGCUUUGAACAACUACAUAUCCCGUGAGCUCGAAAAGGGCCGCCUCGUACCUACCAACUUCAAAAAGAUUACCGACGCAUGGUACCAACAAGGCCGGCCGCGUGUGGUCGGAUUUCGCUUCGACCUGGAGACGCAAGUCGACCUCGUGGCGCUACACGUCAACGAGUUCACUUUUUGCGGCCGCCGUCAGUGCAACCCGGUUGAGAUAAGCAGCCUUCUGCACGCGGUAAAGGUCAACGCGCGUGCGAUGCGCAUCCGUACCUUUUGUCAGCCCGACUCGGUCAUCGCGAAGCAGCUGGCAGACAGCCAGUCUCUGUUUGACAUGAUUGGGGCUGCAGAAGACGCAAGCAGAGCUUUGUCAGAGAUUUUUCACUUUUUCAAAGUCAUUUGUGAGCGAGAGCACAAGGUCCUGCAGCAGCGGCAAAAGGAGCAUGGGCAGACUACCAGCGUUGGCGCCGCGUCACCCUUAGCAAAGAAGAAUAUGCAUCGCUUGUUACGUACAGCUGACUAG